AUGUCAAAGCACCUCCGCAUGCAAAUACCGUCGCAAAGAACCGCAUCCCGUCGCUGGUGUUUUCGCCUUUCGCCUCGAUCCAGCGCUCAACAAGGGUUUCUAAAACGUGACCUGGCUGAUGUGCUAUCGUUUGCGACAUUGCGCACGACAGAGGCCACUGCAAAUGCACCACUGGACAGGAUGCCAAAACUACGACCCUUCAAGGAUAUUGCUGUAGAGAUCAGGUCGAGAUGGCCCUACUACGUGUCAGACUGGGUCGACGGUUUCACAGAUAAAAAGGUCCUCGCCGCUGGUGUAUUUAUUUUUUUCGCAAACGUUGCGCCCGCCAUCACGUUUGCAUUCUACCUCGACGAUGAAACGAAAUCUGCCGUUGGCGUGUCCGAAGUCCUUCUGUCAAGUGCCAUUUCCGGUGCUAUCUAUGCCAUACUUAGCGGUCAGCCGCUGGUCAUUAUUGGCGUGACAGGCCCAACGUCGAUCUUCACUGUUACAAUAAACGCAGUGGCCAGAUCGAUAGGUGUAAGCUUCCUACCCUUCUAUUCGUGGACAAUCCUGUGGUCGGCAUUUAUGCACUUGAUUCUGGCGGUUGUGGGUGCCUGUACACUGGUCCGAAUUGUGACAAGGUUUUCUUGCGAGAUAUUUGGGGCUUUGAUUGCUGUGGUGUAUUUGUUAAACGGUGGUAGGGAAAUCGUAAGGGAAUUUUCAGAAGGCACAUUCGAGACGGGUCUUUUAUCCCUCCUAUUUGCGCUGAUAACCCUUUGGCUUUCCAUGCAACUUGGCGCGGCCCGGCACUGGCACUUUCUUCGAAGCUGGAUGCGCGCCCUCAUUGCGGACUAUGCCAUCCCCAUCAGUGUCACCCUUGCAACUGUCGUAUCGGUCGUUAUUCCACGUGUUAAUCACGCUGGUCUUUCCCGGUUGAAUGUUCCCUCCGAUAAGCCUUUCUUGACAACCACAAAUGGUCGUUCUUGGAUUGUGGAGCUUGACGAUAUUCCCGUAUGGGGAGUCUUUGCGGCGCUCAUCCCUGGAUUCAUAUUGACGAUUCUGUUCUAUUUUGACCACAACGUUUCCUCCCUGUUGAGUCAGCGCCCAGAGAACAAUCUCUUGAAACCGUCCACCUACAAUUGGGACUUUUUUGUCAUCGGUCUCACCAUGAUUCCGUGUGCUAUUUUGGGCAUCCCUCCCUGCAAUGGUCUGAUCCCUCAAGCACCUCUGCACGUGCGAGCUCUCGCUAAAAUUCGUCAAAAGCCUUCUGUUCACCAUCCAAAUCGCCUUGUCGAGGUGUGGGAGCGCGUCCAAGAACAACGUGUGUCAAAUCUUAUGCAGGCGCUCUUGACAUUUGUAGCGCUGAUUCCACCAGUCUUGGGCAUUGUUGGGUUCAUUCCCCGUGCAGUCCUUGCCAGCCUUUUCUUGGCUAUGGGGUUUGCUUCAUUUGUUGGCAAUCAAUUUGCCCAACGCAUUGCAUUGUUUUUCGCUGAUCCUGCGCACGCGCGAUUGGUGUUUUCUCACCUUCAUGCGGUUCCGUUUUCGGCUUGUGCCAAAUUGACUGCCGUGCAAUUGGUCUUUUUGGCUGGAACUCUUGGUGUGACGGAAUCAGGAAACGCCGCAGCCCUAAGUUUCCCGUUGUUUAUUGCGGCGCUGGUACCUAUUAGAUAUUACGUUCUGGGUAAAUUCAUCCCGGAGCGGUAUUUGGAGAUUCUUGAUGCAGACGAUGGACGAGAAUUCAUUACGGACGCGGAAGGAGCAGGGCGAAGGCGAGGUCGAAGUGGGAGCCAUUCUGUGGAAAGGGAGCUGGGUCCUGGUACGGGAAUGGAAGGCAUCGGUAUGGGUGGUGGUUUUCAUCCAAGACCAUCCAGUGAGGAUGAAGAUGAGAUGGUGGAGGAGAUUGAGGUAAAGGUGGAGGAGGAACUGGAUCCCAAUCAAUCAUCAGAGGGAUUUGUCCCAAAGAAUGUUGUCCAUAGAGGACGUAAAUAG
Molecule: messenger RNA, 1968 nt
Organism: Spizellomyces punctatus DAOM BR117
Lineage: Eukaryota; Fungi; Chytridiomycota; Chytridiomycetes; Spizellomycetales; Spizellomycetaceae
Exons: 6
Coding region: 1-1968 (655 amino acids)
Biological process (GO): transmembrane transport; monoatomic anion transport; monoatomic ion homeostasis
Cellular component (GO): plasma membrane
Molecular function (GO): solute:inorganic anion antiporter activity
Source: RefSeq, a predicted model, not a curated record